AGUAGCCCUUUCACCUCCGGUUUUAUAGGUUAUCUAAUAUUUUCAAAGCUUAGGAAAAAGGAAAAUGUUUAAAUUUUAUCAAAAAAUAAUAGUUCAACAAUUUAAAGGGACAAAUCGGAUAGUACCCCACGCGUGGCACAAUGGAUUCGCUUCAUCCACCCAGGCAGAAGCGAAGCACCUAAAUACACAAAACGUUUCCGAAGAUCGAAAACACACCAAUACAGAUAUGAGGAACACAACAAAAAGGGGAAAUAAAAUGAUUCAGAACGUUUUCGCUUCGAUAAAUAUUGAGGAUAGUGCUGAGGAUAUUACAACACCCACUACAGAUAAUAAACUAGCUAAUGCCAAGACUGUCGAUGAAUUAUUGGCUGUAUCAGAAGGUAAUGGAGUUUCACGUAAACAUGCACUUCGGGUUGUAUCCAUUUUAUCGAAUUGGACGUCAAGUAGAAAAAUUGAAUUACGCGAUUUCGAGAAUGAUCCUAGAUUUGUCAGACUUUGUAGAGUACUGACUAAAUCAAGUCCCCCUACUAAAAGCAGUAAGGUAAUAUUGACUCCAUCAAAAGGUACCGAUCUCAAUACCGUUUUAAAUAUUACCGCUGAUGAAGAGGCAGCCAAACUUGUUGGUAACAUUAGUUUGCCACAAAUGGUCAAGGUUUUAACAACUCUGUCCAUAAAGCGCAGAAGAUCUAUUCUACUUCUAAGAAGUCUAGCAUUUAAUAUAGCAGGCAGUCCAGAAAAAAUGGACAUAAAACAAUGUGCAGAUUUGUUUUACAGUCUUUCAUCUCUGAACUUCUACGAUGAAAAUGUGUUUGAGAAAACUGCCAAUAAUAUUAUUGAAAUAUUGCAGAAAGAUACUAUCAGAAAAAGUUCAGUGGUUGGCUCGAUUUUGACCAGCGUUGGAUUAUUGAAAUAUAAAAAUACUGCACUUUUAGAUGCAAUAAGCGAUUGGAUGGCACAAAACCAUUCUCACUGUAGACCGCAGGAUAUAUUUAGUUUAUUUAUGACCUUAGCAGUUUUAAAUCAUAUUCCUGCUAACUGUGAUCACAUAUUUAAGCUUUUAGUUCCACAACUAACCCAAGAAGAAGCUGGAAAACCAGGUGUUUGGCUUGAAAUUGUAUGGUCCUUGAUUUUAUUGAAUCAAGCUAAUGCCAAACAUGUUGAGUCAGUUUUGAGUGAUGCAUUUAUUGACUUACUCAAAGAACGAAAAUUAUUAAACACUUCGGCGAUACUUAAAUUAUUGAAUAUUGAUGGGGCUGCGCACUAUUUACUAGAAAAUUACAAUGGUCCAAAAAUAAAGAAAGAUCAUGAAAUAAGGAAAACUUCAUUACAAUUGGCUAAAGAGAAAUUGGAUAUGGUGAAUAGUGUUGUCGAUACAUUAAAAAAUCUUAUUCCAGAAACUUAUUUUAGAACAAGAGUAAACACUGGUUUAGGAUUCUAUAUUGAUGCAGAAUGUUUACUGGAUAAAUCAUGCAAUCCUUUACAACUAGAUGAUUCAACCGUACCUGAUAGUGAGAAAAUAAAGGUUGCAAUUUUGGCCUUAGACUACCAUGAUAUGUGUAAAGGUAGAAUGGAAGUGACCGGAAUUCAAGCGUUAUGUCAAAAGCUUUUAACAGCAAUGGGUUACAGGAUAGUCGAAAUUCCAUACACAGAUUUUAAGGCAACAGACAAAAUAGUUAACAAAGUUCAGUAUUUAGAGAACAAGUUGAAACAGACAGUUAAGAUGUCAUAAAUUAGUUUAUUUAU
Ceutorhynchus assimilis (cabbage seed weevil) is the source of this 1743-nucleotide messenger RNA. Lineage: Eukaryota; Metazoa; Arthropoda; Insecta; Coleoptera; Curculionidae. The record is from the annotation of a GenBank genome assembly.